AUCGAUUUUAAUCAGAUUACGAAAGAUAGAUGCAUACCUUUUUUUACUCUGUCUGUGCCAACGUGUUUGCUCUUCUCUCUUUCCAGCAAGACACAACGAGUGAUGGAUACGUGUUUGGACAAGAAACCAGAGAGAGUGGGGCCUAUAGUUGUUGAGGAUUUGAGAAAGGACUUGUUUGCUGAUUUUUCUGCAAUUGCAUCUGCUCUGCCACAGGAUUGUCUAUUAUUUGAGAAAGAGCAUCUGCGGGUCUACCUCAGGAUACGUCCCUUUACCACAGUAGAGAAUGAAAGUGGUGAAUCUCAGGAAUGUGUGUCCAUGGAGCCACCAGACACUGUUUUACUCAGGGCUCCUAGGAGCUCUUUAUCAACCAGACGACAAACCAGUCACUCAGAUGGUGACAAACCAGUCACUCAGACCACCCAAAGAUUUCAGUUCUCUCAGGUAUAUGGCCCUGACACUACACAGAGGCAAAUGUUUGAUGGCACAGUGAAACGUCUGGUCAGAGAUGUUCUAGAAGGAGGGAAUUCUAUUGUCUUCACAUAUGGAGUCACCAACGCCGGGAAGACAUUCACAUUCCUUGGCCCUGAGAGUGAUGGUGGAAUUCUUCCAAGGUCUUUGAACGUGAUCUUCAACAGCAUCGAGGGCAGGGUCUAUGCGCAGAACAACAUCAAACCACAUCGAUGCAGAGACUUCACUAGGCUCACAAAGGACCAGCAGGAUGAAGAGUCUACUAAUAAGCGAAACCUCAUGAGACUGUCAAAGGAGAGUGAUUUUCUGAAAAGCACGAUGAGCUCCACUUGCAGGUCAACAAUUCUGGAGGGUUCCUCCUUGAGCGACAUCAGUGAUCAGGGGGAAGGAGACAGUUUCUGUCUGGAUGUGGACUCUCACACUAAAUACUCUGUGUGGGUUUCCUUUUGUGAAAUCUACAACGAGAAUAUCUACGACCUGCUGGAGCCCAUUCCUAAUGGCUCACAUAGGAGAACCGUCCUUCGGCUGUCCCAAGACAUCAAGGGAAACGCCUUUGUGAAAGAUUUAAAGUGGGUUCAAGUAAAUAAUUCAAAGGAGGCUUACAAAGUCCUGAAGAUAGGAAAGAAGAACCAGAGUUUCUCCUGCACAAAGCUCAACAACGUCUCAAGCAGAAGCCAUAGCAUAUUUUCCAUUCGUAUCUUGCGGAUUGAAGAUGUUGGUAUACCCAGAGUCCACACAAUUAGCGAGUUGUCCUUGUGUGAUCUGGCUGGAUCUGAGAGAUGUGCAAAGACUCAGAAUAAAGGAGUGCAGCUAAAAGAGGCUGGCAAUAUCAACACCUCAUUGCUCACUCUGGGCAAAUGCAUCAAUGCUCUGAGGCUCAACCAACAAGCAAAGUUCCAACAACAUGUCCCCUUCAGAGAGAGCAAGCUCACACACUACCUCCAGGGCUUUUUCUGUGGUAGAGGGAAAGCCUGCAUGAUCGUCAACAUCAACCAGUGUGCCUCCAUGUACGACGAGACGCUCAACGUCCUCAAGUUCUCCGCCAUCGCUCAAAAGGUGGUGGUCCUCAACAUCAAACCAGUCCCUGCCAUUGCUCCAAAGAGAUCUGCCAGAGAUGUGUCCCUCAUCAUCAACAAUGCUGGCUGCAAGAACCUGUGGAGUAGGAGGGAGAGCUCCAUGGUGGCUUGGGAAACAACUCUAGAAGAUGUGCAGGAAGAUGGGGAUGAAGAGGAGGAGGAGGAGGAGGAUUAUGAAGAAGAGGAAAGUUGCGAUGAGAGCAUGGCAGAGGAGACCAUUCUGGAGGCGGGAGAAGAGGACAAGACGGUGCUUGAGGACUUCAAUGGCCAGUUUGCUCUGGUGGAGGAACUGAGGGAGAAACUUCUGAAGGAGGAAGCUGAGAAAUUGGCAUUGGAGUCUCAUAUCCGUGAAGAGGUCACCAUCGAGUUCAUGGAGCUAUUCUCCAAAAUGGAAAGUGACUACAAUGAGCGUCUUGCAAAAGAGAGGGAGAUCAUCGAGGACAGAGCGGACAAGAGGUUGGAGAUCCUGAAGAAUUUAGUCAGCAAAAGUGUCAGCAAGUGUGCAAGUGUCACUGGUGACGAGGAAAUGACAAAGGAGGAUAAGGUAGAGCUCUUGGAGGGGAUCAUUGACGCAAUGCGAGACGACCUGGCUAGAAUUAGGAGGGAUGCGCAGGCUGCACAGACCUGUUUGGUGGACCUGCCUGAGUCUCCUGGCACUGAAGUCAGCCUGAGGAAGCAAGUGGAUGACUUAUCAGAGGAGCUCCUCAAGACCCAGCAGCAACUCAACCUCAAAACAAAUGGAAUGGACGAAAUGAGCAUGGAAUUGAAACAAUUGUGCGGGCAGCUAGAGGAUGCGAAGGAGAAUUUGGAAUCUCAGACACGGACGUUUGAGGCCUUAAUGGAAAUCUGCCAUGAGAAAGAUGAGGUGAUAACCAAGCUGCAGGAAGCAAUAGACCAKAAUAGUGAGGCUGCAACUAGGGAUACGGCCUUGGUUGACUCCAUCAAGGAGGAGAUUCUGAGCUUGAAACAGAAUUGUAAGUGUAUGAGCCGGGACGGUCCCAGUGCUGAGGAGGGCAGGAACCGCCAUGCUGAUGUCCUGGAAAACCUUGAUGAUCAGCCUGCCCUGAAGAAAGGGAGUCUUGAGGAUGAGCGUGUUAUUCUAACAGGCGAGUUGGAGAAACUCCAGGCGGAAUGUCAUCAAAAAGACAUGACCAUUUCACAGUUAAAAGAAGAACAUGAGGCGAUGGUUCAGAAGUUGGAGACGGUCAAAGGAGAGAUAAAAAGAAAGAACGUAGACUCCGAUGAGCUCAACCACGAGAAGGUUUCGUUCGAACAGACCUUACAGAAGAUCACCGAUGAUUUGGAGGAGCAGACGGAUGACUGUGAAGCUGUGAUGGCUUCGCUGGAGAAAGAGAGGAAAGAGACAGCCAGGCUCUCUAAAGACAACAAAGCACUGGUCAACGGCAUCUUCCAGCUCCAGCAGACAUCACAGAAAGCGGAGUCUUCAGUGAAAACUCUCCAAACAGAACUUAUUGCACAGACUGAGAGGUCCGCCAAUCUUUUAGAGGAGCUAGAAGCAGCCAGAGCACUCUUGAAGGAGCUCGAAGACAAAUCCAACGAAAAAUCCAAAACCAUUGAAUCCUYGACUUUGGAAACUGAACGACUCCGGAAGGAAGCGGAGGAACUGAAGGUCUCUUCUGUGCAGAGGAACAACUCCAAGUUCCAUGACACCAUAGAUGCCAUGAAAAGGGAGUGUGAGAGUGUGGUGGAACAGUUGCUCCAGAAGAACCAGUGGAUAGCUGACCUGGAGCAGGAGCUCAACCAGGUCAGAGAACAGCUCUCUGGACAGGAAGAACUCUGCAGCCAGCUGAGACAUGAGCUAGAGACACUGCGGUCAGAGGCACAAUUCAACCUGCAGGACUACGAAUUUGAGAAGGGGGCUUACAAUGAAAUUACGAAGAGUUACUCUGACCUCGAACAAAUGGCAGGCCACCUGAAGGAGCGAAUCGUGGACCUGGAGGUUCAGGUGCAGGCCUCUGGAGGCAGCUCUGAGAGGGUUGUGGAGUUGGAGAAGCAGCUGGCUGAGAGGGAGGCCCAGUGCGGAGCUCUGCAAGCGAGACUAGGGGAGGCUCAGCGGAAACUGGCCCAGGUGGAGGAAAGUCAUAUAAAUAAGUCCAAGGAGAAGGUGAUUGAAGACAUGCGUCUUGCACUGACAGAGCAGGAGAGGACACAAACAGAACAAGAGCAGAUUCUGGAGGCUAAGAUGAAAGAGAUUGAGGCUUUAAGUCGAGAGCUGAUGAGUUUGAAGAACAGCUGCCUUCCAAAAAAUGUGAACAGUGCCAAGUUUUCUCAUGUGAUCAACUGUCCUGGCGAGAACGUGAAGCAGGAACGUCUGCGGACUGAAGAGCGCUUGAAGCUGGUUAAUGAGCAGCAUGAGGUGGAGAGCCAGAAGUGCCUUGAAGAGAGGGCAAUUCUGAUGGAGGGAGCCGAAGCGCCAGAGCAGGAGGAGAGUCAGUGCCCUGCUCCAGAGUUGAUGAGGGAGUGUCAAAAGGAGCUCUGCCGUAGCACGCUGCAGACUGAAGAGGUGAAAUUGUCUAAACAACCUUCAAAGAAAGAAGAGGAGCGUGUCUCUGUAGUUGAGGUCCUCAAAUUAGAGAUGCAGGAGAGAAACGCAGAGAAAGAGCACAAGCUCAGGGAGCUCCAAGACCACUCCAAUUUCCAAACACAAGAUGUACUGGACUCCCCGCAGGUGUCCACAGACGGCAGGCGAGAGCUUUGCUUCCCCAAGCUGGAGAGCCAGUUCACCCCUCUGCACCCCAACAAGCUGAACGUCCGGAGGCAGGGAGAGAACAAGUCUGUGAACAUCAAAAUCACCCGCUCAGCCAGGAAGAGGAAUAGCAACGAGAUGGAGAAGGACCCUGUGGAAAGUGAGAACAUAAAGAAUAUCAAGUUGAGGGUGAACAACAGAGUGAACAUGCAGUCGCCGACAGUGCUCGGUGUAAAAACAGACCAGAACAAGCAACAGACACCAGCAAGUCUGAAAGCCAAAAAGGAUGGAACCCUCCAGAAGAUUGGAGACUUCAUCCAGAGUUCCCCAACUCUGCUCGGGGUUGAAGCUAAGACAAUUACGGGGAUUGUAAAUGGAAGAUCUACCAAGCGAGAGAAAGCCACAUCAGUGAAACCGAAGAGGACCAAGAGGAAACUGUACAAGACAGAGAUCUCCUCUCCUCUGGACAUCCCAUCUCAUCCGAUCAUUGGUCUUGAUCAAGAUGAGAAAGAAAGCGACCAUCUCAUUAUCAGGAGGCAGCUUAGAUCAAGAACAGCAAGGAAAUGACUUAGUCAACAGUGGCCAGGAGUUGAUAUUGCUUACUUGAUUUAAAAACUAUUGUUAGAAAACUAGCUAUGUACAUAUGUGAAUAUUUUCAUAUUUUGUUUCUCAUUCUUUUACAUUAUGUUUUAAACUUUCUCAUUAUUUUUUUAAAAUUGAAAAUAGUAUAUACACUAACAUGGCAAUUCCACACGGUUUUGUAAAUGUACAUUGGAGACGUCUACUGCUCUCCAAUCACAGGCUGCAAGGGACACAUUGGAGGAUGGAGUAUUGUUUUGUCCUGCUCGAAUGGGGCCAAAAGUGUAGAAUGUCAUGGUCAUUUAUUUUAGUGGCAGCCGUCAGGGGUGGUUGUCAUCUGAAGAGUAAAUAAUACAGCUCAUCUCUCACCCCUUCUCUCUGUGGUGGGCUCCUGACAGGUCCCACUCUCACAGCCAGUCAGGUUCAGUCUCAAGUGGGCAAUUACUGGGACAAUUGCCAGUGUUUGUCUACGUCAUUGCCGUUGUCAUUGAAAAUAUGUCUCUGAUUAAAUGCAUUUUGUUCUCUG
Salvelinus sp. IW2-2015 is the source of this 5356-nucleotide messenger RNA. RefSeq names its product kinesin-like protein KIF20B. Gene Ontology annotation, cellular component: kinesin complex; spindle microtubule; mitotic spindle. Gene Ontology annotation, biological process: mitotic spindle assembly; spindle elongation; microtubule-based movement. Gene Ontology annotation, molecular function: ATP binding; ATP hydrolysis activity; plus-end-directed microtubule motor activity. NCBI's taxonomy places the organism in Eukaryota, Metazoa, Chordata, Actinopteri, Salmoniformes, Salmonidae. The record is from RefSeq and is a predicted model, not a curated record.